UGUUCCCACAAUUCACAGCGUAUUGGAGAAAAUGGCGUCGGGCAUGUGUUUCCGUGAGAGAGACUCAGAGAGCAAAUGUAAUGUCUUACAUUGGUACUUUUACAACUGAGACAUCGUGUACAAAAGGUCGCCAUGAGCAGUCCAGAAAAUUGUCAUGUCUGUUUCUCGAAAGGGAAGACGAGUAGACUCCGAGUUUACCAGAUAAAUUUUGACGAGGCAGUACGCUUUUGUGAGGAUGAUAAGUGUACCUAUCCUGCUGGUCAGCUAGCUACAGACUCUUUAAUUUUAAACAGGAAGUAUACAGAUAUUUCUCCAAAGAAAACAACCCAAAAAGUGACACCAACAACACUACAGAAAUCACAACCAAUCAAUGCCAAAUUAAGGAGCAGGAGUCAUAUUCCAUGCUUACCAAGUAUUAAGAAGAUCUUAGAUACCCCAAUUAACAGAGUAUGCUCUCCAACUGGCAAACGACCCCUAACUCCUUACAUUCCUGGAAAAUCAAAACAAAAUCAUGACAGAGAAAUCCUUGCUACAAAAACAACAUUAUCGUAUCAGGAAGAAGAGAAUAUCAAAUUAAAGAGUGACUGGACUUUUUUCCCACAAUGGCAAAACAAAGAGGCAAUGUGCUGGUUAGACGUUGUUAUAUGUCUGUUUGUACACUGUAAAAAUUUGCAAGAAAACUUGGAGUCAUACACUGAAGAUGACAAAACUGUGCUCAAAACAUUACUUAUUGCAUACAACCAGGCCUGCAAAAUUUUAAACAAUGGCUUAGAUUCAAAACAAGAUAGUCCAAAACUUGAUUUGACCAAGGUUGAAUAUCAGCAACCUGUAUUACAAACUUUAACAGCAUCACAGAGAUCUUCAGACAUUGUCCGAAAUUUUCAGCAAAUGUCUGUUGUUGACAAAGUUAAAACAGGUGCUGGAAUUAAAUUUAGUUCUGAGAUUAACAAGGAAAUGAAUGUAAUUGAAGACAGAUACCUUCAUGCAUUUAACAUUUUGCAAGAUGUCAGAGAAACUGUUUUUCUGAAGCUUCAACCCAAACUACAGUGUGAAAAGGGGAAAAAUGACAGUCCAUUGUUUGCCAUCCCUCUUCUGGUGAAAGGAGAUUCUGUAGUGGAGAAAUUAAUGAGGAUGAAGUAUAGAUUUGACUUUCAUUGUAAGGCAUGUGGAUACAUGCAGAGCGACUCUUUUGAACAGGUUUUGCCAACAUUACCUAAACCUCCACAGAAUAUUGCCAUAGCAGAACCAACAGUUGAACGAUCCUGCUUUAAAUGUAGAGCACCAUGGCAGCAGCGAAAAAUGAUAUUUGAAAAGUUACCAGAAGUUGUGGUUCUACACUUUGUGGAGGGUUUGCAGAGUAAUGACAUUGAGUCCUUAUCAUUUUCAUUCGGAGGAAGACAGUAUAGAGUGAGGGGCUUGAUCCAGUAUCUUAAUAACCCAGAUCACUUUGUAACCUGGAUACACAAUGCUGAAGAUAUGACUUGGAUGGAGUGUGAUGACUUAAAGUCCCCUGUUUGUCAGCCCCAAAAAGUGGACCUAAGGAUUCCAGCUCAACAGAUCCAUAUUGUAAUGUGGGAAAGUUUUUCAACAGCAAAGACCAAGGAUAUACCAGUGAAAAUGGAAAUAGAGUCUCCAGCGCAAUUAAUCAAAGAUCAAAUGAAAAAUAAUAAAAUCAACUUGCAGAGCUCUGACACAGGUUCCGUUGGGGUUGAUUCGCCAAUGUCAGUUGACACUCCGACAGAAGAUGAUUGCCAAGAUAGUGUGAAGGCCUUGCGUUCGUCUUCUUUAAAGCCCAAUAUGGUGGUAAAGUUGACACACACAGGACAGUUAAUUCAAGUUCAAAAUCAAGUUACCUCUACACCUAGUCCAAAUUACAGCCCAGUGCUGCAGAGCAGCAGCUCUUCAAAAGUCAAAGUACCCAAGCGUGUUGGAAAAACUGCUGCCACAAAGAACCAACCAGAUGCAAAAUCUUCUCCAGCUCUGUCAAAUCCUGUUGGUUCAUACACCCCUUCUUUUCUAAAGUCACUUAUUCAGAAAAAGUCUAAAAACUCCCUUGUCUUGCAGGCGGAGAGUCGUGCUGGAAAAUCUCCCUCCUUCCAUGGAAGUACUGGUGCAAUAGCUAGGCUGAGAGGAUUAAGUGCUACAAACUUUAGACCUCCUGUACUGGGAAAAAAGAAGUUUGAAGGGUAUUUUUCACAGAAAAAUUGUAAGUCUAAUACCCCCCAAGGUUCAGGACUCUUUCGUAGUUCCAGUGUUUACUCUUUAUCGGGCGACUCCUCGCGUGCAAAUAGUCCCACUUUAAGUUCCUUUAGUGAUACUUACACGCUACAGAAAAGAAAGUUUACAGACAUGGAAGAGAUGAACAGCAAGAGGAGGAAAUCUAUUUGCAGUGACUCCAGUACUAGUUCUCCUGAGUCGUUCCACGUGGAAGAACUGAUUGACGUGCCAACAUCAGAAGGAUGUGAUGUCUUACAAAAUCUCUACAAUGCAUUAAAUCUAUCUUUACCAGAAAAUUUAGAGCUCCCACACAACGCUAAAAGCAUAAAGUCAGCUAAUGCAAAGUUAUGUGAUGAAGAAUCUCUGCCUGAUGUGCAAGAUUUAGCAGGUUUCAUUGAAAACUCUAAUGACAAUAAUGUGUCAAGUUUAGAUGAUUUUCUUGCACAAUUGUAAUUGUUCAUCAGUAAAGUUUUUCAUUGUUUUCUUUUUAAAGCAACUCAAUCUUGUCCAAAAGGUAUUUUGAUUUUUCUUGAUAUUAGUAGUUUCUUGAUGUUGAUUUAAUCAUUUUGAAAAAGGUUUUGUUACAUCAUGUUAUAUUGUGAUACCAACUCAUGUAUUUUGUGAGUGCUGCGAUUUGAUAGACAGCUCAUUUAUAUAUACACUUUUUACCUGCUAAUGCAGUUUUCAGAACUGACAUUAUGAAGGUCAUAUAAAUGUUUAAGUUGAUUUGUGAUUAGUAUGUGUAAGUAAUAUCAAAUGAUCUCAUGGAAAGAAAGAAAAAAAUAAGCACCAAUUUAACGUUCUAGCAAGGAGAAAUGUCAGUGGUUUAUGACAUGAUAAUGUGAGAAAGCCUUGUGGCCUUGGUGACCACCCAUGUGUUCAAUCCUAAAAGUCCUUUAUUUACAUUUGUUCACACCAUUGUUUAUUUUACAACUGUUAACUCUUGCAUUUGUUGAAAUAUUACAUUGUUUUCCAAAACAGAGUUCUGAUUUUGUUGUAAUUUAAUUGAAUAAUCACAAAAGUUUUAUAACAACAGUUAAUUUUGAAUCAAAAUUUUAGUCGUACAUGGGUGUUAUAUGGUCAAAAACUGUCUGUCUGAAUAUUUCUUUUUAAUUUUUUGUCUGUCUGAACAAGGUCACUGGAAAAGAUCACAUUGUUUGUCUGUUGAUCAAUGGUUGGUGAUAAGCCUUUUUUUUUUUUUUAAAUUAAUCUUAUGUAAGGUUAUUUGCUUUCUCUAGAACUCGCAAUGACAACUGAACUUUUUGUCAGUGAAUGUUGUUGUAAAAAUCUGAUUUACAGGAGCAUAUGGAUUAUCGAAAUAUGGAACUGUCAGCCAAACUACAUGUGCUUUAAUAACAUUGAUUCUCCAUGCGAAUGUUGGAAUUGUCUGUCGUCUGCAGUGUUACCAAACUUGUGUCUGUUGUCAUCAACGUCGUAAGGAAGAACUAAAAAAAAAAACACUUACCAAACUUGGAAAUAACGUCUGUCGUCUUGGAAAAGCUCUUGUUUGUAAUUAAACAGAUCUUGACAAGCUUAAAUGACUUGUAACAGCUUCAAGGUCACUUACUAUUUAUGAGAGAUUGUCAUGUCUAAAGUUUCAAAUGACUUGACAGCUAAAUGUUCUACUUUGAACUUGUAGUGCUCAUGGAGAGGGUCACUUUGGUUUCUUUUGUUGUGCUUUAUAUAAUAAUUCAACAAUAAAGUUCAUUGUUAUUUUCA
Messenger RNA from Magallana angulata, 3936 nucleotides. RefSeq names its product SUMO-specific isopeptidase USPL1-like. Gene Ontology annotation, cellular component: Cajal body. NCBI's taxonomy places the organism in Eukaryota, Metazoa, Mollusca, Bivalvia, Ostreida, Ostreidae. The coding region runs from base 133 to 2670 and encodes 845 amino acids. Gene Ontology annotation, molecular function: SUMO binding. The record is from RefSeq and is a predicted model, not a curated record. The transcript has 5 exons. Gene Ontology annotation, biological process: protein desumoylation; Cajal body organization.